Molecule: messenger RNA, 228 nt
Organism: Soboliphyme baturini
Lineage: Eukaryota; Metazoa; Nematoda; Enoplea; Dioctophymatida; Soboliphymatidae
Source: the annotation of a GenBank genome assembly
AUGGACUCGACCGUCAAUCGCGCUGAGAACCAGUUAUCACUCGCCUACUGUUUUGAUGCAGUGGAAUCUAACGAACAAGCAGACGGAAAGGACGGAAAGGACGAAAAGAGCGGAAAGAACAAAAAGAAUAAGAAGAACAAAAAGAACAAAAAGAACGAAAAGAACAAAAAGAACGGAAGGAAACUCGUAGACACGGAAGAAGCUAUGGAACAAGGUGAUGCUCCGUGA